CGCAGGCGUGGUGAGGUCGGCACAGGCGGUGCUGUCCCCGCCCCCUGAGCCGGAGUUGGGCCCUGCUGGGUUGAUAUUGCUGCUGUGGUCGUUCAGCCUCCCUGUCCCCGGCUCCUGACUGGUUGCUGAGUUGAGGCCGCUUCCCCGACGACAUGUUUUCGGCACUGAAGAAGCUCGUGGGCACGGAGCAGGCCCCCGGCAGGGAGAAGAUCAUCCCGGCCGGGCUCCAGAGCAUGAACCAGAGCCUGCAGCGGAGAUUCGCCAAGGGAGUGCAGUACAACAUGAAAAUCCUGAUUCGCGGUGAUAGAAACACAGGAAAGACAACACUAUGGCACAGACUGCAGGGCAAGAAGUUUGUGGAACAAUACAUUCCAACUCAGGAGAUCCAGGUCACCAGCAUUCAUUGGAGCUAUAAAACCACUGAUGACAUCGUGAAGGUGGAGGUGUGGGACAUAGUGGAUAAAGGUAAAAGUCGGAAAAAAGGAGAUGGCUUGAAACUGGAGAAUGAUCCACAAGAGUCGGAUGCAGAGCUGGCUUUGGAUGCAGAGUUCCUCGAUGUCUACAAGAACUGUAAUGGUGUUAUCAUGAUGUUUGACAUCACCAAACAGUGGACAUUCAGUUAUAUCAUGAAAGAACUUCCAAAGGUACCUGACCACAUUCCAGUCUGUGUGCUUGGGAAUCACCGUGACAUGGGAGAACAUCGGGUCAUCCUGCCUGAUGACGUGAGGGACUUCAUAAAGAGCACCAACAGGUUACCCAGAUCAUCUUACAUUCACUAUGCAGAAUCAUCAAUGAGGAACGGCUUUGGCCUGAAGUAUUUACACAAGUUUUUCAAUAUUCCGUUUCUCCAGCUUCAGCGAGAGACGUUAUUGAGGCAACUGGAGACUAAUCAACUUGAUAUCGAUGCCACGCUGGAGGAACUCUCUGUACAGCAUGAAACUGAGGAGCAGAAUUAUGAUCUAUUUCUUGAGCUAAUGGAUACCAAGAAUCGGGGCUUCAAUUCUCCUUUAGCGACCAAUGGUCAAAGCCCAUCAUCUGGGUCACAGUCACCUGUGGUACCCGCAAGCUCAGCUUCCACCACCAACUCCAGCCCUGGAACUCCACAACCUUCUGUGCAAGCACCUCCCACUCCAUCAGGGUCCCCUCCCCCACCAUCAGUGUCUCCCUCUGCUGAGCCAGGCUCUGCUCCUGAGAUAUCACCCACACCACUCAGCACACCCUCCCCCUCUGCCAACACCCUGGCUGCACCUAUCGCUCAGAAACGCAGCUUUAUCUCGCGACUGUUUGGCUCCUCCUCCACACCAGAGACUCCCGCUACCAAAGCCGAUGCAGCAUUCCCGGGUUCCUCUGAGGGAGAAGUGAAGACACAGAAUGUUGAUGACUUUGUCCCUGAGGAGGGAAUUGACAAGAGUUUCCUGGAAGAUACAAUUCCUCAAAAGGAAAGUGGUAGUGCAACACGGCAGGAGAGCGACAGUGAUGGCGAGAGGAGAGGAAAUCCCAUGGUAGCAGCAUUCCAGGAUGAUUUGGACCUCGAUGACCAGAUGCUGCAGAUUCCGAGUGUGAAAUCACAGGUUCCCAGUAAAGACAUAACCCUGUCCAGUGAUGAAGAUGAGAGUACAAAGGUCAUCAUUGAUCCACCAAAAUGGGCUUCCAAAAGUUUAUUAAAAUCCCAGGACAGAGCUCCAACCAAAGCCUUCGAACAGGACCCUGGCAUCAGCUCACCUGCCCCCAUCCAACCAGAACAACUCAGCAGCAGCAGAAAUCCAGCCUCCAGCCUCCCUGGUAACAACUCCCUGACCUCUGGCCCAUCUCUGUCCUCCCCGCUAAUCCCAAUGCCAGCUCCACUCCACAGGACUGAAAACAAGGGCCAGAACAAACCUAAAACACGAGAAUACAAGGACUCAUCUGACAGUGAUCUCGAGGGACCAAUUGCCAAACAGUUGCUGUCUUUUGUCAUGGAUGACCCCGACUUCGAGAGUGAUGAUUCCAACAGAAAAAAUACAAUUGAGGUGUUCCCAGUUCGAGAGGACAGCUCAGAACUCUCCAAUGAUAACCUCAGUGUAACAAAGCUCAGCGUGUUGGUGAAACCGCAGGCUCGAGCCAUGAAGCCAACCACUGACCUCGACUUGUUUGGUUUGGGCAUUGAUAAUAAAAGCCCUGCAGCCCCAGAAAGCAGCGAUGAAGAGAAAACGAGUAAGGGCUCCUCUAAAGAGAAGAAGAAAAAGAAGAAAAAAGUGCGAGAGGAGGAUGAGAAAUUGGAAAAAAAGAGGCACAAGCCAAGGAAAAGUAAGGAGAAGGAGAAAGAAGCAACUGACGAGCGGCAGAAAAAGGAGAAGCAAAUGACGUCUGAGGAGAAAAGGAGGAGGAAGAAAGUGAAGACCAAGGAAAAAGCUGAUGAGGACACCGAGGAUUUGGAGAAGUUUCUGAUUGGCAGCGGUGAUAGUCAUGUUGUGAGGAGCAAGGGUAGUGGAGACUAUGAGGAGCUAUAGACUCAGCUUGAAUUCUGUUGUAUUGUCUUCAUGUUUCCACACUUUAAAAAUCCCUCUUUAAUAUUGGCACAAAGCAUGUGCCUGAGCUUUGUGAAAGAAGCUGUUCGUGCCGAGCUCAGGUUAUUUCCACUCAACUCCCAUCACAGGCCGAUUUUGUAAGUUUCUAACUAUUUAUAGGGUGGAUUGUGUUGAAGGUGUACUGCUGUGGAUUAGGGCCUCUGCUCAGCACACGGUGUCUGGUUUCAGCUGGCUUUGAUCGAGUGAUCAGUGCUUCAUCAGCUAAAUGAGCCCUUGUGGUAACUUCGUUCUAACCUUAUUCCAGUGUGUUGAAGUAAAUGGGCUCUUCAAAAUGAUACAGAAAAUUUUAGCUUUUAGCAGAGUUUAUCUACAGAAUCCAUUGCGUUUGAAUCAAAUCUGGUUUCAGGAUCUCUGAGCAGGUACAAACUGCCAGCCUUUCUGAAACCCAGCACUCCACUGUGUGCCAGCUUGUACCAAGGUAAGAAUGGCUCAGUGAACAUACCUUCAACCAAGGUGCUCUGCCAGUACCUCCCCCACCAGCCCCACCUCCGAUCUUUCGCUGGGUGACAAACUCACAGGCACUCCCAUUUUGGAUGUCUGUAAUUUAAGGAUCGUUUACCUCCCCUAACCCAUUUCCAAAAUUAAUCUUCUCCCUCUCUUUGUAAUGCCCCAAUCCGUAAACCACCUCAGCAAGGGUUUCACAGUUCUACCCCCUGCAUUUCCACACCCUCCACGCCCGAUGUCAAGCUGCUGGAAGCCACACUGUGGUGUUCAUUGACAUUCUCUACCCCACAACCACAUUGGCAUGUUGGGAAUGAGUGGAGUCCCAUAGCUUGCUGAUUGGUGAGCCCUGUCUCACAAGUUAUCCCAGUCUAUGGACCCACAUUUCAUUUCCAUCCUUACAGUUAGAGUCAAAGCAUUGGCUCAGUAUGACUUGGAAUUGACUGAAAUGAUUGAACAAGUGUAAUCAAGGCAGCCUGUAGCUUCAAAUAAAACUCUAAUGUUUAGUGUCAAAUUUUUGGGCGUAGAGCUUUUAAUGGCUAAUGAAAUAACCUACCAGAGUAUUAACCAAUUAACUCUGGUCCUGUGCGUUUUCCAGUUACAUGUGUGUGGUGACAUUGUUAGACGACUAGUCAAAGCUUGGUUAUUUCAAAGCUUGGCAGGUGACAUGAAAGUCUUGGCUGAAUGGGUGGCACAAACCCAAGAGCCAGGAGUCUGAACCAAAUCAGUAGAAGUUGCUCCAGUCUGACUUGGGAAUUGGACCCAAAGGCAUCAAGGGCAGCUAAUGUGAAGCAAGUGCUGAGCCUGGAGCAGGUGCAGUUACAGGUUUAAAAUACCCAUGCACCGUGCUAUUCCGCAGUUGUGGGAUUUUCCUCUUGAAGCGUUCUGUACACCACAAACUAUGCUAUCCCAGAGCUGUCAGUAAGUGGGACAAUGUCCAUUCCAGCAAUCUACUUCUGAUAUAAGAUUCAAUUUUCACUCAUGCCCAAUUAGGUUUUGGCCAAUCACGUGGCAGGUUACAGUGCACUAGCAGGCGAUUCCUGUAACUCUUCUGAGACACGAGAGUCUCACUGCAGCCUGCAAUUGAGAACUCUUUCAUUGCAAAAUACGCUGGUGUAGUUGCCCAUGGCGGCCCUCGUUCCCCCUCUCCCGCUGCGGUCCGCGUUCCCCCUCUCCUGCGGCGGCCCACGUUCCCCCUCUCCUGCUGCGGUCCGCAUUCCCUCUUAUGCAUUUAUUUCCCUCACUUACUGCAUUAACUGUACAUCUGGGGCGGCUGCUCUAUUGGGCAUCCUGAGAGCAGGAGGUGGGUCAGAUGUCAAAAAGCAACUUCAAGCUAAAUUAGGACUGAACUUGAGUUCACUGACUCAUUCCUCAGGGUAAUGCCUUGACCAAUCAGAGUCAAGCUGCCUGGUUUAAAUUUCAAACAAGGCUUGGCAGUUAACUGUCAGUCACCAUCAAUGGUGCAUUCUCCAAGGCAACACCAUUGCCAAUCAAUCAGCAAUCUUCACAUACAGUUGAAAUUGUUGUUUUCCCCUUAUAUUGGUAUUCUUGCGCGUGUCCUGAUGAGUGCAAGAUGAAAAGCUUUGACAUCUCUUUUUUCAGCAAUAGUUAAAUUAGGACUGUUGCUUGAGAGUUUGCCUGCAGCUCAAACAGUUUCAGCAGUGACAGUCCCGUUUGUCAAUCCAUCGUGUCUUUUGGAACUUGACCGAGAGAACAUUUCCCUAUUUAGGCUGGUGAAGUUUCUUAAACAGGAAUUACUCUGAUGAAGCUCAAUAUUAUUGUACAUCGAGAUUCUGGAAAAAGUAAUGGUGUUCUUGCAAUUUCUAAGUUCUGAUCAUCCUUGGGGUUGAGUCCCAGGUGUGGAAGGUUUCAAUAAGUUGUCAGUGUUUUCUCUAUGUUACCUCAUCCCAUGCUACAAGGAUCUAUACCUAUCAAAGCUUGACACCUCAAACAAUAUUAACCCUUUUACAUUGCUCCAAGUUGGCAGCCUUCAAGUGGUGCCAGUGUGCUGGUGUGUCAGGGAGGCUGGGUUACACAUUUGUGUUGCCACUUCUUUUAUUGGGUCACUUCCCAGGCAGUCACAGUCCACGGGGCACUGGAUCCCAAGUAGCAGCUGAGACACAAUCUUAGUCCCUCCUCUCCCAGUACGAGAUAUCUAAACAGCUACUUCUAAUUUCCCUGCUCAUAUUGAUCUGAACACUGAAGCCUAAGAUAUUGGAGUUUUCGUUGCUGAUUUCUAACAUCUCAGUUCUUAAUACAUCAUCUAUGCUCUGGCUUGGUUUGGCAAUCCAUGUUUUACCUGAUUUGCUACUGAGGCUUUAUUAAGGGAGUGAGGAGAGGAAAGGGACCUAGCUUUGGACUCCUGUUUUGAGAGUCUAGGCUCAAAUCGCAACUCUCGCCAAGCAACCUCCAUUCUGCUGGCUGAUGUGUAAGGUGCAAGGAGAAAAUGUGACCCAUUCCAGUCAGUUUGCACUGGGAUUCCCGUGGCAGUCUGCUGAAUGAGGAGGAGGAGGAGAGAAGGUCAUGAAAAGGUGGAUCCCAGAUAUUGGAUCAUACUCUCAUUGAAAUACAGCUUGCCCAGGAGGAUGUGUGCUGACGUCUCACUACCACUGAGCAUCUCGGCACAUCACACUCCCAUAUGGGAUGUGAUAGGGAGGGUUUCUGCUGUAGUGUGCUAAAUGCUGCCUGUAACAUUGCUUUAAGGUUUUUAGUUUGAGGUUAGAGAGAGGGUUCUUUGAAAAACCUAUCCAAUUUGGCCCACUGCCCUGCUCUUUCCCCAUAGCACAAUCUUAAAACGAGAGCUGGGAUAUUCAGGGAAAAUGUUGAAGUACGUCUUCACACUAAGGCUAUUGGAAAUCUGAAACCUACUGUCCGAAAAAGCUGUGGAUUCUGGGAGCCAAUUGGAGCUUUCAAGACAGAUUGAUAGACUUAUGUUGGAUAAGAGUAUCAAGGAAAAUGGAGCAGAGUUGGGUAAAUGGCAUUAAUAUACAGAUCAGCUAUAAUCUGAUUGAAUGGCAAAGCAGGGUUAAGGGGACGAAUGGCCUCUUCCUGUUCCUAAAGUUUGGAGAAUCUGUAUUAAAUAGUCCUGGAUUAUAUGGCAGUUUCAAAACAUGGACAGAUUGUAUUGGUUGCUUAUUUACUGACAUGAAUGGCACUGGGGAGGCUUGAGUUCUGCCUAACUCAAAGGGGUGUUAAGGAUCGAAUCCCCUCUAUCUGGCUGAUAUUUUUGGGAAGGUGGCCAGGGACAGGAGGGCUGUGUAUGGCUCAAACCCUCCCCUUGCACUCUGUAUGUAAACUUAUCUUCAACUAUGUUUGUUCAUUAAAGGCAAAAAUAUUAUUUUCUUCCUUAA
Molecule: messenger RNA, 6358 nt
Organism: Carcharodon carcharias (great white shark)
Lineage: Eukaryota; Metazoa; Chordata; Chondrichthyes; Lamniformes; Lamnidae
Product: rab-like protein 6
Exons: 15
Coding region: 153-2489 (778 amino acids)
Cellular component (GO): nucleus; cytosol
Molecular function (GO): GTP binding; GTPase activity
Source: RefSeq, a predicted model, not a curated record